Mercenaria mercenaria is the source of this 3180-nucleotide messenger RNA. RefSeq names its product H/ACA ribonucleoprotein complex subunit 2-like protein. Gene Ontology annotation, molecular function: RNA binding. The record is from RefSeq and is a predicted model, not a curated record. NCBI's taxonomy places the organism in Eukaryota, Metazoa, Mollusca, Bivalvia, Venerida, Veneridae. Bases 92 to 553 code for a protein of 153 amino acids. The transcript has 4 exons. Gene Ontology annotation, cellular component: nucleolus.
GAAAUAGUAUAUGAAACACCGCCAAAACACGUGCGGAAAAUAAAAACAAACAGCACAAGAUUUUAGCUAAAAUAAAUCUAUUCUUGCAGCCAUGGGAAAAGAAAAGAAAGAGAAAAGAAAGUCAGAGAAUUUAGACGAGAGUACAGUCGAAGGAAAAGAACAUUGGGAAGAGAAAAUCCGAAAUUUGAAUGCUAUUUCUAAGCCAUUGGCCCCUAGAAAAUUGGCGAAGAAGCUGUGUAGAACAAUUAAAAAGGCAAAAGGUGUGAAGCAUGUUGUGGAGGGUAUAAGAGAUGUACAGAAGAGAAUACGUAAAGGAGAGAAAGGGUUAGUAGUUCUGUCAGGUGAUGUAAGUCCUAUAGAUGUAUACAGUCAUAUUCCCGUCACACUGGAGGAAGCUGGAAUACCAUACUGUUAUGUUCCUGCUAAAGAGGAUAUUGGAGCAGCCUUAGGAAAGUUCUGUUGUAUUAUUGUUCUUAUAAAGAAGCAUGAGGAUUAUGAAGAGCUCUAUAAUGAAGUGUUUUCAGCUGUCAAAGAUCUCCCAAUGCCUGUAUAAACUUCUCUGGAUUAUAAUGUGGACAAGUAAAAAGUGCAAAUAGUAUUCACAGGAAUCUUGAUUUUCCUGUCCAUAGCAGGGCUGUGUAUGAAUACAUAAUGACACUGUACAGAGACACUAUGACCAAUGAAAGAAUUGUAUGUGAAAUAUUAAGUGCCUAAAGCACAUGGACUACUUUUCAUCUUAGUCCUUAAAACAUCUUACUGAAGUCGUAAAGAAUGUGUCAUAAAUUUUCAUGAAAAUGUAAGGUGAUUAGAGCUUGACAGCAGAUUUAAUACAUUGUACCAGUGAGUCUGACAGCAACAGUUGGUGUAACAGAACUUUUAUGGUACUCCAUUGGAUGUCAGUACAAAGAAAGGAGGGAUACAGUUAAAAGAGUCCUUACAAUAAUUAAACACAGAGGAAGUUUUCUCUGCAGUGUGUGAAUUUACUAGAUAAAAUGGUGCUUACGUCGAUAUGGCAAAUGAAUUAAAGUGAAAUUUCACAAUAAAUAAUACAUUUUUCUGUGUGUGAAACUUGUUACAUGUACAAGUCAUUUUUUACCGUUCCUCAUUAAAAAUUAAACAAGAUGAUCUCACCCAUACCACUAGUGUAAAGGUCACAUUUAAUAGUAAAAUAUUUUAGGUUAUAAAUAAAUAGGUUUUUCUUUUCCUGUCGGUUAUGAAUAAAUGUUCAAUUGUUGGAAGUGGAGUUACUCGCUGAACUCAUGCAAAACAAUCCUUACAUCACAUAGCAGGGGCGUCAGUGUCCUAUAGACACAUUUCCGGUCUAAUCACAUUAGCCAGUUUUCUGUGCAAUGUUUUAUGCCAGCAAUAGUAAUAGCAGUUAUGAUUAUGAAAGGGCUGGUAACAUUCCAGGAUUACUUAACCAAUUAUAUUUUAAACAAAUGAAAGAAAAAGUUGAAACCACCACUACAAUGUUCAGUUUACAGCUCUUACAUGUUUUUGUGGCAAACAUUGUGCACCCAUAGCAUUUCUGCUGUUUUAAUAUAGUAGGGUUAUUAUGAUAGUAGCUUGAUCUGGGAUGCUGUAUUCAGCUCAAGUGGAUGUUUGCAGAUCGGAUCUCAUAGGCGCGCUAGCCCCGAGUGUGAUCUGUCCUUGAAUAAUCAACGAGAGCUGUAUACUAAAUCCCAGAUCUAGCUUCUAUUGUAAUGACCCUUUUAUUAUAUAAUACCUCGACCUUUUUGCUUGUUCUGUUAUUGAACGAAAUCUUAAAUGUUUGUCGAUGUUAGAAUAGAAACCAUCAAAGUUUUUGUGUGCGCUAUUUAUAGAACUGUGUCAGGUUAUGCAUAUUAAAUGAAAAUAGUCCGGCAACAUACAAUACAAAAGUUACAAUCGGGAAUUUUUUUCUGUCUGUUCAUAUUUACUGGUGAAAUUUAUACAAGCUUUACUUUUGAUAGAAUUUAUAUAGGUAUAUAAUAAUAAAAUGUUACUGCAUGGCUAACAGUUUGAGAAUUUAAUUCUGUAUCAGCCUGUUUUAAUUCAUAUUUACAAUUUCUUAUAGGUCUUUCUCAGUGUUGAAACAAUUGACAUUAAUUUUUUACACAAUGCUGAUUUUUUUAUGCCCCCGAAGGGAGGCCUAUUAGUUUUCAACUGUCCGGCCGUUCGUCACAACAUUAACUUUUUGCAUGAAGGCAACGUUAACGUUUUGCAUGAAGGCACUUUACUCACGAACCACUGCACCCAGGACCUUCAAACUUCACAUGCUGAUAGUACUUAUUGAGUACACGACCCCUACUGACUUUGGGGUCACCAGGUCAAAGGUCAAAGUCACCAGGACAAAGGUCAAGGCACUGCGGGGGCAUUUGUCACCAUUAGUGACAGCUCUUGUUUAUAGUUUGAUUUCUUGUUUCUUAUUACAAGUAUGUCGACCUUUCUUAACCCUUACCCUGCUAAAUUUCUAUAAUUAACUUGUCCAGCUUUCAAUUUGGACAGUACCAUUAACUGUUAAAAGGGGUGUUUACCAAAAAGAUACUAACUGAAUGGGGGACAGUGCAGAUCAGAUGGAUGUGCAGGCUGAUCAUGAUCUACACUGGUCGCAAAGGCAGAAUCAAUCGUGUCCAGCAUGAUUAAGAAAUAAUAUUUCUCAGUUAGUGAUUUGCCACUGAAUAAAAUUAUUGUUCAAAGUUCAGAUAAUAAUUGUGAUGUCAGAAAAAUGAAUUGUUGUAUAAUAACACACAGUUUUCAGCCUUCUCUGUUUCAAUAGGAAAAUGAAUCAGGUCAUGUUAAAAUAAGGGUUAAUACAUGUAAUGAAAUAAUUUACAAAUUGAAAUAUCAGCUAUAGAACCAUUAUUUCCAAUGUUUUGAUUUCUAGAGGGUGUAGGAUGGCCUAGAAGACUAGUUAAAUACUAUAGAUACGGUAAUUAUCAUGUCAUCUUUGACACUUGAUUCCACAGAGGGCAGACAUAUCAGCAUCGUUAAGAAUUAGAGUUUUGUGAAUGAUUAAGGUUUAAGAAAUAAUGCUGCUUGAAAUACACAGGUUUUGAAUAUGCAUGUAACAGUGAAUAUUAAACUUUACUGAAUGUUACUCAGUUCACAGUAUACAUUAUACCUAUAUUGAUCGAAUUUUUGUACAUAGAAUUUUUGUUGAUGAGGAAAAAAAUGAAAUAAAAAGAUGUAUUAUAUAUA